Pantherophis guttatus is the source of this 1056-nucleotide messenger RNA. Lineage: Eukaryota; Metazoa; Chordata; Lepidosauria; Squamata; Colubridae. The record is from RefSeq and is a predicted model, not a curated record.
GAAAAAGCAAGAGAGACCACAUCGUCUAUGUCCACAUGAAUCUCCUCUGGGCCAUCUUUCUCCUCGACAUGAGCUUCCUCAUCGCGGUGCCCCUGGCUCCUACCGGAGGGGACGCGGCCUGCAAAGCUGGCGGGAUGUUCUUGCACUUUGCCAUGCUAGCGUGCUUGACUUGGAUGGCCAUUGAGGGGUACAGUCUCUACCGGCUGGUGGUCGAAGUCUUCAACUCCUACGUCAAGCAUUUGCUCCUCAAGCUUUGCUUGGUGGGCUGGGGUCUUCCCAUAUUCAUCGUGUGUCUAAUUUUUGUGAUCGACCAGUCCCACUAUGGCCCUUUCUCUUUUAAGAUCUACGAGACCGCCGGUGAAUACACCAAUUCAACCAUCUGUUGGAUUACCAAAAAGGAGAUCAACAAUUUCCUGAAUUUGGGCUAUUUAAGCCUGGUGCUUUUCUUCAACAGCAUCAUGCUGGCCACCAUGGUGUAUGAGAUUCUCAAGCUGAGACAUCGAGAGCAUCACUGGGGAUAUGUGGUAAUGCUCCUGGGUCUGAGCUGUGUCCUGGGCAUCCCGUGGGGGCUGGUCUUCUUUGCGUUCGCUUCUGGGACCUUCAAGCUGGUGGCCGUGUAUCUUUUCACCAUCAUCAACUCUCUCCAAGGCUUCUUCAUCUUCCUUUGGUACUUGGCCAAAGUGUUGCAGUCUCGCAGGUCGAAUUCCAUGCAAUGCACGACUUCCAACAGCUUGAAGUUCCAGUCCAGCAGCACCAGCAUCUGACCUUGUCCUGGCCAAGGGGACUUUGGAUAUGAAACGUUCAUAGGAGGAUUUUCCUGGAAACUUCUUUGGUGGACUUGGGUGACUUCAUACCUCUGAGUAGCUUAGAGACGACACUGAUCUGUUUUCCUUCAACAUUUGUACGGCUCUUUUUUGUAAUGUAAAUAUUUUUUUUUUUUAAAUUCCUCUGGUGUAAAAAGUUUAUGAGAAUACAUUGAAAUUUAAACUAUGUAUAUUAAAGGCAAAUUUUAUUAGUGCGGAUGUGAUUACAUCUGGAUAAACGUAGCUCAAAAUA